AUGGCGUACACUUCAAUUAUGUUUUGUGAGGAUGAACUAAACAUGAACGACAACACAACAGUGGACUGGAAAAUGUACAUGCGUGAAGUAUGUGAAUACACAAACAAUAGUGCUAAAAUAUGUGGUAUUAAUACGGCUGGUGAGAUCGAUGAAAGCUGUUUCAGUAAACGUAAAUAUAACAUAGGAAGGUUGUUAUCAAAUCAAUGGGAUUUAGGUGGCAUUUGUAGGGAAACCAAAGAAACUCUAAAACGUAACGGAAACGCUUUCACGGAUGAUUUGUAUAAUGCGAUAUAUGCAGGAAUAUUAAAAGACCGUUCGGAGGUUUCGCGCGACUUAACAAAGCAUCACGACAAUUUGAUUACGGGACGAUUGGAAUCACCGCAGAAAGAACAGUUCACGGCUCUGUUUGUCGAUUUAAAAAUUAAAAAUGAACCUCUGGACACGAAUUCCAUACUCCGCGUCUGCCAUACGUUGCUGGAACAAAACAAAUCGAGUAGCAUGUCGAUUCUACAUCCCGAUCGAAUUACUACUGAUUCGAACGGACUCAGUAAUGAACAACGACUACGCCCGGAUGACUUCAGAUAUGAUCAGAAUAAUAUCGGACCGUUGUCACCAUCGUCGAAUACGAUUUGCGGAGCAUAUAACGAUCAGAUUAUUACUGUUUUACCAUGGACGGUCAACAAGACGGAAGGUAUACGUAGUCGUAUGCUUUUCAACCUUAUACAAUGCAGUCAAGGCGUGAAAUUGAUCGAAACAGACGCAAACGCGUAUGAAACGAUUCCGGGUUUAGAGUUCAUGGUGGGUCCUGUCACCGAGCUCGGAAAUUUACUCAGCAUCAUCAAAGACUACAUGAAUGAUGUCGACAGUAAGUGUUAUGGAUGCAUAGUCGAAGCCUUAAAGAGUGCUUUGGAAAAGGAAAUCCAUUCAUAUUACGCUUACAUAAAUUCAUGGCUACGUCACAACUUUGAGGUACUGGAACACUCCAAAGAUGGCUUAUACACAUUCGUUCCUUUUGACCACAAAGUUUUAUUGAGGUUUAGGUAUUUAGCGGAGACCGUGAAAAAUUGUAAAAACAAGCAUGGUUGUAAUUUAAUUUCUGUGAUCGUUUUUUCGAAAAUUUGCGAGAUGCAAAAUACGAUUUUAAAUGAGAUAACGAAACCAAUGCAAGCGAUGAUUAUUCGCUGGAUGACCGACGGUGAAUUAGAAGAUGAGCAUGGUGAAUUUUUUAUAGUGAAAACUUUAUCUGAAAAUUAUUGGUAUGAUAGCCACGAAUUAAGUUCUGCGAACAAGUUGGAAUUUCUGAACAAACAACAAUUGAAUGAUAUUUAUGAAACGGGCAAAAACAUGAAUUUCUUAUUAAACGUUCUUGGUUUGAACGUGGACACGAAGAUUGAGAAACUUAGAGAAAAUAUCAUUAAAUUAGUCAAUGAAGAUGGACUUCUAAUCGAGUUGGCCGACAAAUACAGCAGAGCGUCAACAAUGAUAUCAGACGCGGUUGAUCAAUCGUCUGCGCUGAUAGUGCGAUUGUUAAUAGACAAAUACGAUAUGUUCCUGCACUUCGAAGGGCUUCGAAAUUACAUGUUGUUCGGUCGUGGUGACUUUUACACUUACAUCAUAUUCAAAUUGGAACCGUAUUUUGGGAACAAAAGGAUGCACAAUUAUCAAUUGAAAGAAAUCGUGGAAUCCGCGCGCAAUUUAACCUCCGCUAGAAACGAUAAUGAUAAAUCGUUUGAUCGUUUUAAAUACAAGGUGGAUUGGACGGGUGAGGUAAACUGGGAUAGUUUCAAAUUCGAGUACGUGAUAGACAAACCAUUGAGUCAGGUGUUCGGUCCUUGCUGUAAUCACUACGCCAACUUAUUUAAAUUUUUAUGGCAUCUGAGAAAAGCUGAUUGGACUGCAAUCAAAAUGUGGCAUAGACUGACCUAUUUCAUAAAAAUAUCUUGUAAUAUACUUGAUUUGAGACCGGUCUUGAGAAACACAAGAGCAUUAUUGUCAAACAUGCUAGGCUGCAUAAACGACAUUCAAAAUUGCAUAUUCGAAACGAUCAACGAUGAAUGGAAACAGUUCAGAAAUGAAACGUCUAGUGUCACUGACAUUAAAACGGUUACGGAUGCUCAUAUGUCGUUCUUAGAAUCAAUUACUAAAUAUACUGACGAAUCAACUGUAUCUCUAUGUAAUUUCGUCAUAUGGUUGGAAAAAAUCGUCGAAAUAUUCGCCGACGUCUUCGAGUGUUUCGUGAAUGAUAUGCAAGGACUGUCGUCGUCCAAUUCAGAACUGAAGACCCACACCAGCACCUUAUCGUAUAGUGAACAAGACCAACUGAUAAACAAGUUUAUGGCUGAUCUCGGAGCGAUAAAAAAAUCAUACGAGGCGGAACUCGGUGCUUUACUGUCGAGACUGGCGAACAGUGGGACCACGAUAGGUCUGGGAACACUAGCGAUGAGGAUCGACUUCAACCGAUAUUACUCGGUAACCGUAACGAACCGUAUUAUUUAGUUGAGUACACUGCAAUUAAUCUCUUGGCUACAUGUGUCGUAUAUACGUGCAACGUACUGCAGGGCUCCACGAUUCCAACGACUCCUGCAGCUUCGACGCGCUGUUUACGCCGCCAUCCUCUUCACUUGUGGACCCUACCUAUACUGUUAAAACGAACGUAUACGACAUUUUCAGAGCACAGAAUUAUUUGCAAGCGAUUUAAGAAUAAGAAGAAAAAAAACAGUUUUUUAUUUUAUACACAGUACCCAUACGUUUUACAUU
Messenger RNA from Sipha flava (yellow sugarcane aphid), 2757 nucleotides. Its product is annotated as gamma-tubulin complex component 3 homolog. The transcript has 13 exons. Gene Ontology annotation, biological process: meiotic cell cycle; microtubule nucleation; cytoplasmic microtubule organization. The record is from RefSeq and is a predicted model, not a curated record. The coding region runs from base 1 to 2496 and encodes 831 amino acids. Lineage: Eukaryota; Metazoa; Arthropoda; Insecta; Hemiptera; Aphididae. Gene Ontology annotation, molecular function: microtubule minus-end binding; gamma-tubulin binding. Gene Ontology annotation, cellular component: equatorial microtubule organizing center; spindle pole; centrosome.